AUGGUAGAGAUUCGAAUCUGGUCGGCGUUAACACUCUGUACGUUGCUUCUCGGCGGCGCCUACUCUCUGCCCAGAGUUCCUUUUGUCAACGAUGAUCCCAAAAAUGGCACAGAAACGAACGAGACCACAGAUGGCACAGUGACGGAAGAAUCGACGACGCUGAAGACGUACAACGUCGGAGAUUCGGAUGGCUUUCAGGAGGCCUCGCGUCUUCUUCAGCAGAGUCUUAAUUUGACCAUGGAUCCGUGCGAUGACUUCUUCGAAUACGCGUGCCGAUCCUGGAUCGAUUCUCACCCGAUUCCGGACGAUCUUACCUCCUUCUCCCAAUUCACAGCUACUCGCGAAAAGGUGAUUUCCGAAAUGAGACAACUCUACGAAGAUAACUCGAGCACUCCAACUUCCAAGUCGAUCGCUCUCGUCAAGCAAAUCUACAAAAGCUGCAUGGACACUGAGAAGCACAAUGCCGUGGGAGCACGUGACCUGCUCGAGAAGAUCAAGACGUUCGGAUACUGGCCGAUGGUGCACAACGAGAAGUGGAGGGAGAGCUCGUUCGAUCUGACAAAGCUGCUCUCGAAUACCAUUCAGUCGCGCGAUGUGUCCGUUUUCUUCGAUUACGGACCGGCCGAGGACUCACGCAAUGUGUCUCGGCGACUUCUGAGCUUCGAUCAAGGAAGUCUCGGACUCGGAUACUCUACUCGUGAUUACUAUUUGGACGAGAAAAAGUAUGAGAAGCAAAUGAAGGCCUAUCGGAAGUAUACGAUCGGAAAGGUCCGUCUGUACACUCAGGAUGCUGGGUUGACCAUUAACGAGACCAAGAUCGAGGCGGACGUCGACGAGAUCAUCGAGUUCGAAAAGAAGUGGGCCGCGAUUCUGGUUGCCGAGGAGAACAGACGCAAUUACACGAAACUGUACAAUGUAAAACAGUUCGACGAUCUGAAGGAGUUCAUGCCAAUCGUGCGUUUGAAUUGAAACUCUGAAAAGUAUCUAAUUCGUGUCGUUUUUCAGAUUGACUGGAAGAGACUCGCUCUCUCGACCACCCCAUACCUUGUCCAUUCAUACCUCAAGACCAACCCAAUUAUCAUUAUCUCGGACAUUGAAUACCUUCAAAAGAUGAACACUCUUCUCCAGGAAACCGACCCGCGCAUUGUCACCAACUACGUUCUGCUUCGUUGGGCCGGAUCUUGGAGUCAGGAAAUCGGAAGAAAGUACGAAGAUCUUCAGCAGGAAUUCGCCUUCCAAAUGUACGGACGCAAACAGAGGCAGCCACGUUGGAAGGAUUGUGUCAGCAGCGCCGGCGGAAAAUUGAGCUAUGCUUCUGGUGAGUUGCACCCGAAUAGCAAAGUCCAACGUUGUUUUCAGGAUCAAUGUACGUCCGCAAGUACUUCGACGCCAACGCCAAGAACACCACCCUCGACAUGAUCUCCGAUCUUCAGGAAGCUUUCCGUAACAUGAUGCAUGCCAAUGAUUGGAUGGAUGCGGAGACGAAAAAGUACGCUUUGGAGAAGGGAGACCAGAUGCUCAAGCAGAUCGGAUACCCCGACUUUAUCCUGAACGACGAGAAGCUCGACGAUUGGUACAAGGGACUCGAGGGAGCGCCGGAGGACACGUUCAGUCAGCUCGUCGAGAAGAGCAUUCAGUGGCGCAACAACUUCUACUACCGCCGUCUUCUGGAGCCCGUCAACAGACACGAGUUCAUUUCGAGCGCCGCCGUUGUGAACGCCUUCUACUCGCCAACUAGAAACGCGAUCGCCUUCCCAGCUGGAAUUCUCCAACAGCCAUUCUUCGAUGCUCGCUUCCCGAAGGCACUCAACUACGGAGGAAUCGGAGCAGUCAUCGGACACGAGAUCACGCAUGGAUUCGAUGACACCGGACGACAGUUCGACAAUGUCGGAAACCUCCGUGACUGGUGGGACAACACCACUUCUGCCAAGUUCACCGAGCGCGCACAGUGCAUCAUCGAGCAGUAUGCCGAUGUGCAACUCAGCGGAACGGAUCUUCGCAUCAACGGAAAGCUGACUCAAGGAGAGAACAUUGCGGACAACGGAGGAGUCAAGCAGGCGUUCAAAGCCUACAAAUCGUUCCUCGAGAAACACGGAGGCCAAGAGCCGCGGGUUCCGCAAUUCGAAUCGCUCACCAACGAGCAGCUCUUCUUCGUCGGAUACGCUCAGGUCUGGUGUGGAGCCAAGACGCCCGAGACGAAGACUCUUCUCCUGCUCACUGAUCCGCACUCCCCAGAAACCGCUAGGUAAUCCCAUUUUUGCUCGCAUUCGGCUGUCAAUUCAAUUGUUUCCAGAGUUAACACUGUCCUUUCAAACCAGCCGGAGUUCGCGGAAGCAUUCAAGUGCCCGGCCGGGUCGCCGAUGAACCCCACGAAACGAUGCGUCGUGUGGUAA
Messenger RNA from Caenorhabditis sp. 36 PRJEB53466, 2393 nucleotides. The record is from the annotation of a GenBank genome assembly. Lineage: Eukaryota; Metazoa; Nematoda; Chromadorea; Rhabditida; Rhabditidae.